AUGGAGUUCUUGUCUGUCGCCGGUAUAGGUUCUGCGUGGGAAUCCCCCCAUUUCCAUUCGCAGAAUGCAGAACAUGUAUUCAACGACUAUCAUGUUGUUGCCCAGGAACCCCGUGCCGGCCUCCCCUGGAUUGGCCAUCUAUCGGGGUUCGCCAAGACUGGAUAUCUGCAGAUAACUGCAACUGUGCUUUCUGCUCUCUUGGUCCUCAGGCACUUGGUGCGGCGCUCCUACUCCAAGGUCACGCGACCUGAAGGCAAUGCCUCGACCUUUACCCUGCCGCUCGAGCUCGCCUCGCAAGUCUUGCGCGCCGCAGCCUUGGCCUUUAUGAUCGUGGCUGCCGUGCGUCACGGCGACAAGUGGGCCAACGUCGUCGUCUUGGGUUAUGUCUUUUUGCUCGGAUUACUGCGGCUGGUGAAUGACAUGGAGUGGAGACAUGUUGCUCUGCAUCAAGUCAACUUCACCAUCUUCUGCGCCUGGCUCGUCAUUCUUGCCGGCGAAUUGCUCCCGACGAUUUCGGUCGAGUGGCACGACUCGAUUGAUCCCAUGCUGAUUGCCAGCAUUGCUUCAUUGACGGCGGCUGUCCUGGUUGCCUUUGUCACUCGCCGCGAGUGGGUGCCGCCUUCUCUCGACCUGGAUCUGCCCGAGAAUGUGUGUUCCGAGCCGUCGCCAGAGGAAACCUGCAGUUGGCUGGAGUACUACGUAACGUACGAGUGGCUAACUCCCCUGAUGUGGCGCGGCAUCCGCAGCCAGAUGACGAUUGAGGAGUUGCCUCAGCUGCCCUGGUAUGACGAACCUUUGGUAUUGCUAAGGAGGGUCCAAGAAGCUCGGAAAAAGAAUCAAUCGACCGCCUGGACUCUUCUCAGGUUUCUGCCUCAUGAGUUGAUCACCAUGGCCGUUUGGGCAGCGACUUGUUUCGUGGUUGAACUAGUAGCCCCAUUCGCCUUGUAUAAUCUACUGGGGUACAUCAAUGCGCCUGAAAAGGCCAUGCUUCGGCCCUGGGUGUGGCUCAUUCUGUUGUUCUUUGGGCCUCUGUCUCGAUCCGUUGCUUUUCAGCAGUACAUCUUCACAUCGACUCGCCUGAUUGUCCGUGUCAAAGCUGCUCUCACUCAGGAGUUGUACUACAAGGCCAUGAACUCGAUGGAACUCGACGACGAGUCCUUUCAGGAUAUAUCGUCGGCGGAUAAACCAAAGGAAGGCGAGAAGAAGCAAGAGACUGUGACUUCUACCGGCAGACUGGCUAAUCUGAUGAGCUCCGACAUCGAUGCCAUUACCAAUGGUCGAGACCUGAUACUUGUUGGUGCAGGUCUACCAACUGGCACAAUUGUUGGCUUCAUUGGCUUGUACAGCAUGCUCAAUUGGCCAGCGGCUGUAGGUGUCGGGCUCAUGCUGACCAUGUCACCCAUUGGCGUGUACAUUGCCCAAAGGAUGGUACACCUACAACGUGAUAUCAGAAAGAUCCAGGAUUCCCGCAUCUCGGUGAUUUCGGAAUACCUGUCAUCAAUCAGAGCCAUCAAAUACUUUGCGUGGGAAAAUGCCAUCAUCAACAAAGUCAAGGCCAUUCGGUUGAAUGAGCAACGGAAAAUUUGGCGUAUCAAUGUCCUAUUUAUGCUUCUCAGUCAAUUUACGGAAGCCAUUCCCAUCAUUGCCCUGUUAAUCAUCUUUAGUCUUCAUGUGGCGGUGCGUAAACAGCCGCUUACGGCAGACGUUGCAUUCACUUCCAUCACUCUUAUCAGGACCAUUCGACGCAACCUCGCCAUGAUGACUGGCAUGUCCAGAGGUAUCACUUCAGCUGGCGUUUCCGUCAAGCGUUUGGAUCGUUACUUUAGCAACGUGGUGCCUCUGACCCGCCAUCCUCUCGGACCCCUGCGCAUGGAAAAUGCCACGAUCAGGCGCCACAAGAAGGCCACAUUCACGCUCAAGGAUAUAUCCAUUGAUUUUGUCGAGGGCGGCCUGAAUGUCCUUGCUGGACCGAGCGGCUCAGGCAAGUCGACGAUGCUCCUUGCGAUUCUAGGCGAGACCCUGCUUGAAAAGGGAGUCAUCACCUGUCCCAAGGAUAUUGCGUACGCAUCUCAAAGCGCUUGGCUUCAAAACGAGACAAUCAAGGAGAACAUUGUGUUCAACAGCGAGUUCGAGCAAGUACGAUAUGAUCGUGUCAUUAAUGCUUGCGGUCUGCCUAUUGACUUUAAUGAAUUUCCGGAUCGAGACGAAACAGAGGUUGGUGAGAAUGGUGCAACUCUUUCAGGUGGCCAAAAGUCACGUAUAGCGCUAGCCCGAGCACUCUACUCCAAGGCUCCCAUACUCCUGCUCGACGAUAUUUUCUCAGCACUCGACGCCAAGACUGCAUCCGUGGUUUGGGAAGACUGCUUUUGUGGCGACUUGCUCAGGGACCGGACUAUUGUUCUUGUUACCCAGCUUCCCUGGAUCACACCACAGGCAGAUCUAGCUGUUAAACUCGAGAAUGGCCUGGUCAAGGAAAUCGAACGGCAUCCAGACAUUGUCCGAAAGCCCGUGACACUCGGCAUGGAAUUGGUCGAUGAAGGUGAUGUUGAUACCACGGUCGAGGUUGCAGCCACACAAGAAGCAUCAAAUGGUAAUACCAAUGGCAACAAAUCCAACGGAAAAUCCAAUGGUGGAACGAAUGGGACUAUGAAGACAUCCGAGGCCAAGCGCCGCGAUGAAGUUACGCAAGAGGCCCUGAAGACGGGGCCGACUGCACGACUGCAGUUCUUCAAAUACAUGGCCUAUUUUGGAAAUCCUCUACUUGCUGUUGGUGCGGCCCUCAUGACCAUUCUCAGCACGGCAUCCGCUGUUGGUACUGGACUGUGGAUUGCUGUCUGGGUCGAUGCCUAUGGAAGGGGCGAAGCCAGCGACAUUGCCUUUUAUCUCGGCAUCUACGGAGCUUGGAGUUUUGCUGAACUAUUAAUUAGUGCCAUGACCUUUGUCUUCUAUGAAAGUGGUGGUUGGUAUGCCGCCAGAACCUUGCAUAACAUCUUCAUCGAAUCGGUCAUGUCAGUACCGCUGUCAUGGUACAAGACCACACCCAUUGGCAGAGUUGUGAACCGGUUUUCUCGCGACAUGAGCUCUCUCGACAACUCCCUGGUAACAUACCUGCGGUUCUGCUUUGACGCAUUUACCCGCCUCGUAUUCCAGGUUGGCGCCGUCGGCUCCGUCAUGCCUAUUUUCAUGCUCCCCGCUGCAGUAUGUUGUCUUGUUGGCGUAAUUGCCGGCGAAAUGUACACAAGAACGGCCGUGGCAGUCAAGAGAAUCGUAUCAUCGUCACAGUCUCCUCUCUUCUCACAAUUUGCCGACAGUCUGGCGGGAAUUGCCAUCAUUCGCGCUAGGGCGGGCAUGCCAAAGACUUUUGGCGACCAGCUCGCCGAGAAGCUACGCAUCUAUGAGAGGGCGUCGGAAUCUCAGUACAACUGUAACCGUUGGGUGGCAUUAAAGGUCGACAUGGCAACUACUCUCGUCACGGUAGCUGCCGGUGCUAUCGCCGUGUCAAAGGUUGGUACUGUCGCAGCAGGAUUGGUUGGAUUCUCUCUUACAAACGCCACGACGUUGAGCCAAGUCAUCAUUAUGCUUGUGCGGUGCAUGAACGAGCUUGAGGUUGAAAUGCAGAGUUUCCACCGCAUUCGCGAAUAUGCUCUGGUCGAACCUGAAGAAAAACCUGAUGAAUACAAGGAGUCCACGGCAUAUACUGACGAUGAGACAUUGGAAAUGCCUGCGGAUUGGCCGAGAAGCGGCGAGGUUGAGUUCCGAGACGUCACAAUCAGAUACGACCCUGACGGCCCAGAUAUCCUGAAGAAUAUCAACCUCAAAUUUGCUGCUGGCGAACGAGUUGCGGUAGUCGGAAGAACAGGAUCGGGUAAAUCUACUCUUGUAUUGUCAUUGCUACGGUUCUCCAACAUUGUUUCCGGAAAAAUCCUCUUUGACGGCGUCGACAUAACCAGUUUCUCACGCAAGCGCUUGCGCGAGGCAUUGACCAUUAUUCCUCAAGAAGCCGUUCUAUUUAGCGGGGAUGUGGCAUCCAACCUUGAUCCCACCGGUGAAGUGCCAAAGGAUGUGGUGACUAGAGCCCUGCAAUAUUGCAGUGGUAUCGCAUCUUUCGAAUACCAGGACGAGGAUGCCGCUGAGGACGACACUGGGGACAAUACCCAGGACACAAGCGGAGGCCAUGCCGACACGCAGAAGAUCAACCUCUCCACUUCGGUCAAGUCCAAAGGCGAAAACUUUUCCCAUGGCCAGCGUCAGGUCCUGUCCCUGUGCCGAGCCUUGGUGCGCAAGAGUAAGCUCAUGCUCCUCGAUGAGGCGACGGCGAGCAUGGAUUACGAGACCGAUCAGGGCAUCCAGCAGGUGCUGCGCAAGGAGCUCAACGAACACGGCCGAGAUCGAACCCUGGUUACCAUUGCCCACCGGCUCAAGACCAUUAUUGACUAUGACAAGGUCGUGGUCUUGAGUGCCGGCAGCGUGAUUGAGACUGGUUCGCCCAGAGAGCUCUAUGAUGCCAAGGGACAAUUCUAUGACAUGAUGAAGCACAGUGGCGAGUUUGAGGAUUUGGAAAAGUCCUUGAACGCUAAAGAGUGA
Molecule: messenger RNA, 4584 nt
Organism: Pestalotiopsis fici W106-1
Lineage: Eukaryota; Fungi; Ascomycota; Sordariomycetes; Amphisphaeriales; Sporocadaceae
Exons: 8
Coding region: 1-4584 (1527 amino acids)
Biological process (GO): transmembrane transport
Cellular component (GO): fungal-type vacuole; membrane
Molecular function (GO): ATP binding; ABC-type peptide transporter activity; ATP hydrolysis activity
Source: RefSeq, a predicted model, not a curated record